AUGGAGCUCCCGGCCCCGGGCGGCCCCCGUCUCGGACACACCAACGUAUUCAUUCGAGAAUCUCUCUACCGUCUGCUCGGUGUCCAGGGCCAGCGCCAGAGCCUCCUGCCCCCCACCCCUUGCGACGUGGGGCCUCGGCUGCAGAUCCUGGGGCCACCCCAGGGGAACCUGGCUCUUCCAUGUGGCUUUGAGCCCCACAAGCCGCUGACUGCUGACUGCAUCCGCCUGCUGCCAUCUGGCCUUAGCCUCCCCCAGACCCCAGCCCCGAGUGAGCAGGACAGGGCCUCCCAGCUGGCCAGCCCUGGGGACGCCGAGGCCUGGCGCCUGGGCUUCCGGCAGUUCCAGUACCACGUGGCGGGCGGGCUGCCCCGCGCGCUGGGCCGGCUCUGGAUGCUGUGCUGCCAGUGACUGCAGCCCGAGGUGCGCUCCAAGGAGGAGAUGCUGGAGCUGCUGGUGCUGGGGCAGUUCCUGGGCGCGCUGCCCAGCAGGAUGAGGACCUGGGUGCAGUCACAGGCGCCCCGCACCCGCGGGGAGGCUGCUAGCCUGGUGGAGGAUCUCACACAGAUGUCGCAGCAGGAAGUUCUGGUAUCUCUCACUGACCACCAGGAUGGGAGCAUUGGCGAGGAGGAAGAUGAGAAGAGCCCGAGGUCCCAGAGAGACCCAUCCCAGCCUCAGCCUCCCAGCGUGAACGGGCUGGCCAAGCCGAAGGCGGACAGACUGAGGAUGCUGGAGCAAGGGGUCCCCGCAGGGGCCAGCCCAGGCCCGGCCCACUCGCCUCCGAAGCCUAGUGUCUGGGACGAGCCUCCCUGUGGACUGGCCCGAGACAGAGCCCCGGGCAACGCGUCCCCCGUCCCCGGGCAGGCCCAGGACCCUCCCCGGCCCUCGGGGAACCAGCGGGCAGAAGGGGGCGCCCCCGGGGACACUGCGCUUCGGGGCCCCGGCGGCCAAGGGCCGGCUUUGGAGGGGCCCGUGCCCCCGAGUCCCCCGCGCCGCCCGGCCGCAAGCCCCGCCGCCCCGAGCGCCCCGAGCAGCAGCCCCCCGCAGGACCUCGGGGGCGGCGGCGCGAGCGCGCGGCCACCGGAGCAUCCUCCCGCUGCGGCCGCCCGGGAAGAGGCGCCGCCGGGGCCCCGGGAGCCCGCGCCGCCGCCCGCGCCCCGCAGCGCCCCCGAGUGGCCCUUCGCGUGCGGCGAGUGCGGCAGGGCCUUCCCGCGGGCCGUGCAGCUCUGA
Molecule: messenger RNA, 1227 nt
Organism: Diceros bicornis minor
Lineage: Eukaryota; Metazoa; Chordata; Mammalia; Perissodactyla; Rhinocerotidae
Gene: ZSCAN1
Product: zinc finger and SCAN domain containing 1
Exons: 7
Source: RefSeq, a predicted model, not a curated record